Molecule: messenger RNA, 843 nt
Organism: Tarenaya hassleriana
Lineage: Eukaryota; Viridiplantae; Streptophyta; Magnoliopsida; Brassicales; Cleomaceae
Product: nitrogen regulatory protein P-II homolog
Exons: 8
Coding region: 86-688 (200 amino acids)
Biological process (GO): regulation of nitrogen utilization
Cellular component (GO): chloroplast thylakoid; cytosol
Molecular function (GO): enzyme regulator activity; ATP binding
Source: RefSeq, a predicted model, not a curated record
AUUUCUUCUAUUCCUGGUCGGGGUCAGUCGGUUAGAACUUAGAAACGGAAAUUCAGUGCUUCUCUCUUGAUUGAGGCGAUAAUUCAUGGCGUCAAUGGCGAAACCCAUCUCCGCAACUCCUCUCCAAUUCUGUUCUGAUCGAAAAACCACGACUUUCUCGGAUUGCAUUUCAAUAUUUUCUGGGUUCCGACAUUCUCGCCCUUGCUGGUUCCGUUCGGUGCUAAAAUCGGCCAGAAGCACUCCAUUUGUCCCCCCUGUUAGAGCCCAAAGCUCUCCUGAUUACAUUCCAGACUCGAAGUUCUACAAGGUGGAGGCAAUUAUCAGGCCAUGGAGAAUCCAGCAUGUUUCCUCGGCUUUACUAAAAAUUGGCAUUCGGGGUGUUACUGUCUCGGAUGUUCGAGGUUUUGGUGCACAAGGUGGUUCUACCGAGAGGCAUGGUGGUUCUGAGUUCUCAGAAGACAAGUUUGUUGCUAAAGUUAAAAUGGAAAUCGUCGUUAAGAAGGACCAAGUGGAGUCGGUGAUAGAUACAAUAAUUGAUGGAGCGAGAACAGGAGAGAUUGGAGAUGGCAAAAUUUUCGUUUUGCCUGUUUCAGAUGUCAUACGGGUCCGGACAGGUGAGCGCGGAGAAGAUGCAGAGAGGAUGACUGGUGGCAGAAUUGAUGUGCUCUCCUCGUCGUCCUCAUCCUAAGGAAAAGGAUGGAUAAACAGAGUUUGAAUGACGUCUUAGACGUUGUAUCAUCUGUUCUCUAUGUUGAAAUUUCGUGCAGAAUAGUGUAUGGAAGGGUUUAUCUUGACUGUGUUUAUCAAUAAUAAAUCAAUGCAGAAACGUUAGAUGUUAUAUAA